AUGAAGUAAUUAUAUACGAAAUUUAGGACUCAUUGCAAUCAUAUGCAAUCUUUCAUUCAUUGGGAGAGCUAAAAAUGCAUAAAUAACUUUAAUAAACUAAAUUUUAUUAUUUGGUCGUUAUUUAAAUAAUCCAUAAAAAACCUUAGUAGUAAUUAGUCAGAGUACGCAACAUUAUAUAAUUUUGUUGUUUGA
This is a messenger RNA of Paramecium octaurelia, 192 nucleotides long. The record is from the annotation of a GenBank genome assembly. Lineage: Eukaryota; Ciliophora; Oligohymenophorea; Peniculida; Parameciidae.